AUGAACGGAGACCCGAAGGUCAAUGCCAGCGGCUCGCUCCGGGAUUACUUAGAUGCCGGAGCUGCUGUGGAGAACGUGUCAGCGGCCGCCUCCUCGCAGGUUCCGGGUGUGGAGCCGGAGCCGGAGCUCGUGGUGAACCCCUGGGACAUUGUCCUGUGUACCUCAGGAACGCUCAUCUCCUGUGAAAACGCCAUCGUGGUCCUUAUCAUCUUCCAUAACCCCGGCCUCCGCGCACCCAUGUUCCUGCUGAUCGGCAGCCUGGCUCUGGCAGACCUGCUGGCCGGCAUCGGACUCAUCAUCCAUUUCGUGUUUGCCUACCUGCUGCAGUCGGAAGCCACCAGGCUGGUCACCAUUGGACUCAUUGUCGCCUCUUUCUCUGCCUCUGCCUGCAGCUUGCUGGCCAUCACCGUGGACCGCUAUCUCUCCCUGUAUUACGCUCUGACGUACCACUCGGAGCGGACAGUCACGCUUACCUAUGUCAUGCUGAUCCUGCUCUGGGGGACUUCCAUCUGCCUGGGACUGCUGCCCGUCCUGGGCUGGAACUGCCUCAGAGACGAGUCCACCUGCAGUGUGGUCCGGCCUCUCACCAAGAACAACGCGGCCAUCCUUUCCAUCUCCUUCCUCUUCCUGUUCGCGCUCAUGCUUCAGCUCUACAUCCAGAUCUGCAAGAUCGUCAUGAGGCACGCCCACCAGAUAGCCCUGCAGCACCACUUCCUGGCCACCUCGCACUAUGUGACCACCCGGAAAGGGGUCUCCACCCUGGCCAUCAUCCUGGGGACCUUUGCUGCUUGCUGGAUGCCUUUUACCCUCUAUUCCCUGAUAGCUGAUUACACCUACCCCUCCAUCUACACCUACGCCACCCUCCUGCCCGCCACCUACAAUUCCAUCCUCAACCCCGUCAUAUACGCGUUCAGAAACCAAGAGAUCCAGAAAGCCCUCUGCCUCAUCUGCUGCGGCUGCAUCCCACCCAGCCUCUCCCAGAGAACGCGGUCACCCAGCGAUGUGUAG
Molecule: messenger RNA, 1008 nt
Organism: Eptesicus fuscus (big brown bat)
Lineage: Eukaryota; Metazoa; Chordata; Mammalia; Chiroptera; Vespertilionidae
Gene: GPR12
Product: G protein-coupled receptor 12
Exons: 1
Coding region: 1-1008 (335 amino acids)
Biological process (GO): G protein-coupled receptor signaling pathway
Cellular component (GO): membrane
Molecular function (GO): G protein-coupled receptor activity
Source: RefSeq, a predicted model, not a curated record